Molecule: messenger RNA, 4651 nt
Organism: Oncorhynchus nerka (sockeye salmon)
Lineage: Eukaryota; Metazoa; Chordata; Actinopteri; Salmoniformes; Salmonidae
Product: serine/arginine repetitive matrix protein 2-like
Biological process (GO): regulation of mRNA splicing, via spliceosome; regulation of cell cycle
Molecular function (GO): RNA binding
Source: RefSeq, a predicted model, not a curated record
AUGGAGUAUGCAAUGGACACUCGGCAAGGUGGGGACGAGGCAGCAGAGAGUGAACACACUCUAGAGGAAACGUCUGCAAAAGAAGGAAGUGAGAUGCUGCACAAGAAGAACAAGAAGCACAAAAAACACAAGGGCAAAAAGAAGAAGAAGAAACGUGGCAAGGGAGAGCGGGAGACCAGCUCAGAGUCGGUCCCAGAGUCCGACGUAGAGAAGCCACCAGUCAGAACCAGAGCAGGCUUGAGGAGUGCUGGCCUUGUGGCUCCUGAUGCAGCAGCAGGUACAAAAGAUGAGGCAACAAAGGGCUUGAUCACAGAUAAACCUGAGGUAUGUGAUGCUAAAGCCAGAAAACACAAAAGACAUUUUGGGAAAAAGAAGAAAAAGAGGAGGAGAAAAGGGGAAGAGAAGCAGGAGAAGAACUCACCUUUACACUCCCCAUCAGAGAGCGAAUCUAUGUCAGGGUCAGAUUCUGAGUCUGAGGAGAAGCCAGCUGGCACGGAUGUGCAAGCAGUUCCCAUCCUGUCUAAGGCCAGACAAGAGGUAUAUGUGUCCUCCCUAUGCCUAACUCUCGGCCAAAAAGAGCGAUCUCUGAAAAUGUGUCAAACCUUGGAUGAGCAGUCUAUGGAUGCACGAGGAAAGACAGAAGAGAAGGUGCCCCCUGCUGACAGGGAGGAACAGACCGUCUCCGUCAUAAAGGCAGAAGAUUCACGGAGCGGCAGGUGCUUCAGUCACUCCCAGGAGCUUCCGGACAUCAUCCCCAAGCAAGGCGGCCAGAGAGAGGAGACAAACGCAGGGCAGAGGUCAAAGGUGAAUAACCAUGCUCCCUCACGGUCAAGGUCACAGUCACUGACGGACACUAAAAGAGCCAGAUCGAGUGUUAGUCGUUCGACAAGCUCCAAGCGGUCCAUAUCAAGCCGCAGUCGUUCACUAAGCCCCAAGCAAUUGUCUGAGAGGACGCAAGUCCCCUUCUCUGUCCCCCAGGAGAGGACGCAAGUCCCCUUCUCUAUCCCCCAGGAGAGGACGCAAGUCCCCUUCUCUGUCCCCCAGGAGAGGACCCAAGUCCCCUUCUCUGUCCCCCAGGAGAGGACGCAAGUCCCCUUCUCUGUCCCGCAGGAGAGGACGCAAGUCCCCUUCUCUGUCCCCCAGGAGAGGACGCAAGUCCCCUUCUCUGUCCCCCAGGAGAGGACGCAAGUCCCCUUCUCUGUCCCCCAGGAGAGGACGCAAGUCCCCUUCUCUGUCCCCCAGGAGAGGACGCAAGUCCCCUUCUCUGUCCCCCAGGAGAGGACGCAAGUCCCCUUCUCUGUCCCCCAGGAGAGGGCGCAAUUCCCUUCUCUGUCCCCCAGGAGAGGGCGCAACUCCCCUUCUCUGUCCCCCAGGAGAGGGCGCAACUCCCCUUCUCUGUCCCCCAGGAGAGGACGCAAGUCCCCUUCACUGUCCCCCAGGAGAGGACGCACGUCGUCUCCUCUGUCCCCCAGGAGAGGACGCACGUCGUCUCCUCUGUCCCCCAGGAGAGGACGCAAGUCGUCUCCUCUGUCCCCCAGGAGAGGACGCAAGUCGUCUCCUCUGUCCCCCAGGAAGGGACGCAAGUCGUCUCCUCUGUCCCCCAGGAAGGGACGCAAGUCGUCUCUUCUGUCCCCCAGGAGAGGACGCAAGUCCCCCAAGAGAGGACGCAAGUCCCCUUCUCUGUCCCCCAGGGGGGGACGGAAGUCGUCUCCUCUAUCCCCCAGGGGGGGACGCAAACUGUCUCCGUCUCCAAGACGAGGGCGGCGGUCAGAGUCCAGGCCUCGUGGUCGUGUCAGGAGGUCGAGGACCAGAACCCCCCCCCUUCGUCGUGGUAGACCCUCGAGGUCCCGCUCGCCUGUGAGGCUGACUCGCCGCUCACGCUCCAAAUCUAGACGGCUCCGUCAUUCCCGGUCCUUGAGAAGAGGCCGGCGCUCCAAAAGCAGCUCCCCGUCUCACAGGAAGAGGUCCCCCCCCAGGACACGACGGUCCCGGUCUCCGGUCAGGAAAGGCAAGCGUACUCGGUCCCGCUCUGUCGUGAUCCUGAAGAGGAACAGGAAAGGCUCACUGUCCAAAUCCCCAACAGGCAAGAACACCAAGUCCCGCUCCAGGAGCUGCAGGAAAUCCAGUUCACCAGUACAGAAAAUACUUUCUAGAUCACCAAAGCGGAGCAGGACAAAGUCCAGAUCCCCAAUACGCAGUAAACCAUCAAGAUCACCAUCCCCAUGUAACAGGUCUUGUACUCCUAAAUCCAAAUCGCUGAAAAGAAACAAGUGUUCACUGUCAAAAUCGCCCAAAAGAGACACAUCGAAAUCUAGGUCUGUCUUAAGCGACAGGCAAUCUGAGAGCGUAUCCCCAGAAUGCUCAAGGUCCAGGUCUACUGACCUGAAGUCUCUGAAAUCAGUCAAACAUACUGCAGACAAGACUGUGAAUGAUGACCCACCUACCAAGCCUGUUGGGGAGGCUGUAGCAACAGCUGCAACAGGGCCCUGGAAGCCCCUCCCUUGGGCUGCACCCUCCAGUUCUAUCAUACAGGGCAAGCCAGUGGCUGGGCAGGCUGACGAGAGCAGCUCUGAGAUUCCAUCUGAAGACCACGACUCCGCAGCAGAAGAGCCAAAGGGAGCAAGAAGCCCAACAAGCUCCUCUGAAGAAGAGCCAGAUGAGCAUGCUAUCUCCAGGUCUGUGUCACCAGAGACCGCUUGUGCUGAUCGUCGCUACAGGGUAUCAUCUUCUAAAUCCUCCAUCAAGAAGGCAUCAUCCUCGAAACAACGUCAGUCCUCAAAAUCAGCAUCUCCUGCCAGGAAGUCCCACUCACCUGCCGGCAGAAAGACGUCCACCUCUCCCUCACGGAGGUGCUCCCGGUCCAAGUCUACCUCUCAGUCCAAGUCUACCUCCAGAAGGAGGCGUUCCAAGUCCCCAUCCAGGAAAAGGAAGUCUGUCUCCCCGCCUGCCAGACGGAAGAAGAGGUCCAAGUCCAGAAGUCCUGUCUGGCGCAGGAGAUCACGCUCUAAGUCACCGGCACGGCGCAGGAAGUCACAUUCCAAGUCCAGGACCAAGCACUCAAAGUCCCGCUCCCCGGCCAGAAGGAAGAGGUCCAAAUCCACAGACCGGCGCAAACGCCUCAAGUCUCGUUCUCCAGGCCGGAGGAGAAGGUCCGUGUCGCGACGGCGCCGGCCCAUCAUGCGAAAUCGCUCGUUUGACCGCCGCGACCGAUGGAAACGGGAACCAAGCCAUUCACCCAUCCUCAUCCUCCGCAAGCGCCGGUCCACAUCUCGAACCCGCCGCAGUGCCAGCAAGACCCCUCCUCGUCUCACUGAGCUGGACAAAGACCAGCUACUGGAGAUAGCGAAGGCCAAUGCAGCAGCCAUGUGUGCUAAAGCAGGUGUGCCCAUUCCAGAGAGUCUGAGACCCAAGGCCAUCCUCCAGCUUCUGCCCAACCCAGCCCCAACCCCUCUGAAUCUGCCUCUUCCCCUGCCCCUGCCUCUCAACAUGCCCGGCAUGGGAAUGCCCAACAUGAACAUGCCCAACAUGAACAUGCCCAACAUGAACAUAUCCAAUAUGGCCAUGAGUGCUGCCAUGGCCAGUAUGAAAGCUGCCACCAUGACUGCAGCCCUCACCAACAUGGCCCAGAUGUCAAACAUGCCCCAGAUGGCUCCCCUCCCCACCAUCACCAACAAGCCCCCUCCUAGCCAGGCUCCCCAAACAACCCUUCCCCCCCUCAACCUGGACCACAUAGAGGAGGUGAAGAGGAAGGUGACUCAGCAGGCCAACAUCUACAGCAUCAAGGAGCUCACUGAGAAAUGUAAGAUGAUAGCGGCAAGUAAAGAGGAGAUGGCCAUAGCGAAGCCGCAUGUGUCUGAUGAUGAGGAUGAGGACAGGAAGCCUUGUGGCAAGAGCUUAAGUUAACUUUCUUUGGGGCGCAUCAGAGGUACUCCCCAUGGAUACCAUCACCAGGUGUCAAGGCUGUUGUGGUUAUAGAGCAGGAACCUCAUCAGAUACUGCCAGCCCUUGUUCUCUGGACAAUCAUUCCCUCCCCAACCCCUCCCAUCAGUACUCUAGCUGUCUGGGGAAGUGUUUGAAACGUCAGUGAUCCUGUGUCCCAUUGGACAGACUGGCCUGAGUGUUCUUGUGUGUCAUUGGACGGAUUGCAGUGUGUACAGUGUGGUUAUCCCUAGCUUCUACACGUUGCUCAGACAGAGCUCUCUGGACAAUGACUGAAGCAAAAUGAUAUAGGAACAUAUUUUCAAUGUUUUGUCAACUCUUUCUAAUGUUAAACUUCUGUUCCUUUUUUAUUGUGUUCAGUAAUAAUAUUUCCACCUCAUGGUUCCUUUAGUGACAUUUUAACCUGUAAUUAAGUGAACUGCUCGGUCUGCCCUCAGCACGCACGGGCACACAAAUACACACAUCAGUAAUAUGAUGGUCAGGUGUGUCUUUAGUGACUGGCAGACGACCAGGUCUCUCCAUUGAGAAGACAAACUUAUCAGGUCUUUGUAGGAUCCACUCUAAAUGUUUUCAUUUCUCUACAUAUUAACUGAUGUAAUCUUUAGCUAUUUUAAUAACAAAUGCAUUUUAGGAUUUCCUUGAUCAGUAGUAGAAUAUUAUUUGGCUGACUUUGUACAUAAUAUGUUGAUUAUUAAAGGAAACCAGAAAAUCA